Molecule: messenger RNA, 9084 nt
Organism: Acipenser ruthenus (sterlet)
Lineage: Eukaryota; Metazoa; Chordata; Actinopteri; Acipenseriformes; Acipenseridae
Product: putative Polycomb group protein ASXL3
Exons: 12
Coding region: 208-7116 (2302 amino acids)
Biological process (GO): positive regulation of transcription by RNA polymerase II; animal organ morphogenesis
Cellular component (GO): PR-DUB complex
Molecular function (GO): DNA binding; chromatin binding; peroxisome proliferator activated receptor binding
Source: RefSeq, a predicted model, not a curated record
CCUCGCGAGAGUGCGGAAGAGUGUACUGAGAAUGUUGUAUGUUUCCCCGGGUGACGUCAGUGUGUAUUGUUGUUCCCAGCUGUCAGCUGCAGCAGAGAGGUCUUGGGGACGGUAUUGUGUGUGUCAGUAUGUCAGUGUGUCAUUGUCUCUGUUUUCUUGCCAUCUAAAACCUCACACAAACUGCUGCUUUACCCAUGAAAUACAGAGAUGAAGGACAAACGGAAGAAAAAGGAUCGCACCUGGGCAGAGGCUGCCCGCUUGGCACUAGAAAAACAUCCCAAUACUCAGAUGACUGCAAAGCAAAUCUUAGAAGUCAUACAGAAAGAGGGACUAAAAGAAACCAGUGGAACCUCUCCUUUGGCUUGCCUGAAUGCCAUGCUUCAUACUAAUACACGCGUCGGUGAUGGAACAUUCUUUAAAAUCCCGGGAAAAUCUGGACUUUAUUCCCUGAAAAAGGAAGGAACACCAAGCCUUGCUGAUGGGGCAACUGAGUCUGUGUGUGAAACUGACAUAGAAGGUAUUGAAAUGACGGAGAGCAACAACAGCAUUAGUGAUGAAAAUGGUGUUUGCCCUACAAAGCUACCUGAAGAACUGUCUUCCGAACACGAUACAAACCCCAAUGCAGCAGCUGUGCAGAACAAGUCAGUGUCUUCCACACAGCAACAUACCAAAAAGGCUCUUAAACAGGCUUUGCGGCAACAGCACAAAAGAAGAAACGGCGUCUCGAUGAUGGUGAACAAGGCUGUGCCUCGAGUUGUAUUAACGCCGCUAAAGGUCUCUGAUGAGCAGCCAGAUUCUCCAUCAGGAUUCGAAUCUAAAAAUGGAAUUGGUGAUGGAGAAGGAUCUGAGAAGGAAUUAAAGCAAGGCCAGAGAUCACCAACCGGCAAACAAAUUAGCCAGCACCUAAAGAAGCUAAAGAAAUCUGGUUUGGGGCACUUAAAAUGGACCAAGGCUGAAGAUAUUGACAUUGAGACUCCAGGCUCUAUAUUGGUGAAUACCAACCUGCGGGCUUUGAUCAACAAACACACAUUCGCAUCGUUACCUCAGCAUUUUCAACAAUACCUCCUCCUUUUACUGCCAGAGGUGGACAGGCAGAUGGGCAGUGAUGGAGUUCUGCGUCUCAGUAACUCUGCACUGAAUAAUGAAUUCUUUGCGUAUGCUGCUCAAGGUUGGAAACAGAGGUUAGCAGAAGGGGAGUUUACACCAGAAAUGCAGCUCCGAAUAAGGCAGGACAUUGAAAAAGAAAAGAAGAUAGAACCAUGGAAGGAAAAAUUCUAUGAAACAUAUUAUGGAGAAAAAUCGGGUAUGACAGAAGAGGAAUCAAUGAUACUUACCUCAGUGCAGGGGUGUACAGAAGAUGGGCCAAGUUCAGCUGCAGACUCUUCAUGCUUGCCAGGAACGUCCAGCCAGUCUCCUGCAGAGAAGAAGGAGCCUGAAAACACUGAGAAGUUGCAAGAAUGUGAAGAAAGUGUGGACGAGGCAGUGUGUAACAUGGAACUAGCUUCAAAAGUAGUGACCGAACAGGCAACAGAAGAUAUACUGUUGUCAGGGUUCCCUGACAUUUCUGCAGAGGAGUCUGUGGUGCAAGAAGAGAUAGCUGUGGAAGUAGACUCAAGUAUUUGUGAAUAUCUUGAGGAGCAAGAUGAACAGGAAAUUGGUCCAGCUGAAUAUGUCAGCAGCUGCACCCCUAGCGAAACAGAAGAAACACCAACGCUGCAGUCAGACAACCUCACAGAGUGUGCUGUUGAGUCCUCAACUCAAUCCACAGAGGAAGUAAAUCAUAAAGCAACAGUUAAUGAAUCAGAAAUAUUUACAGCCACUCCACAGUUGGCUCCAGCUACAGUGAACCAAACUGUAUCUCCUCCUGUAGAUUCAGAAAAUUAUGGCAGUCAAAUGCAGCCUCAGACUACUGAACAGCAACAUGCCUCAGGUGAGCUGUGGACCUCAAAGGAGCCUGGAACCAUGGAUGAUCUUGAGUCAACGGAGGGGGUUGAAUCCACGGAGGGGCUUGAAUCCACGGAUGAUCUUGAAUCCACGGAGGGGCUUGAAUCCACGGAGGGGCUUGAAUCCACGGAGGGGCUUGAAUCCACGGAGGGGCUUGAAACAACGGGGUUUGAAUCCACGGAGGGGCUUGAAUCCACGGAGGGGCUUGAAUCCACAAAGGGGCUUGAAUCCACAAAGGGGCUUGAAUCCACGGAGGGGCUUGAAUCCACGGAGGGGCUUGAUUCCACGGAGGAGCUUGGAACCACGGAGGAGCAUCAAACCACAAAGGCCCUACAAAUCACGGAGGAGCUGCCGACCCUAGAGGAGCAGCAGACAACUGAAGAGCAGCAGACCAAUGAGAUGCUGACGCCCACGGUCAAUCUUCAGUCUGCAAAUGAGCCGAAAAUCCACAUAGAGAUGGAAGAUCCAUCCAGUGAUUCUGAAAAAGAUUACACUGAUUUGCCCCUGAAAAGUACAAACCAGCUUAGUUCUGUGGAUCAGUCCAUCUCUAGACCAGAGCCUUCCCCAGAGCAUCCGGAAGCCAAAAUCCAGGCAGACCCACAACCAGAAGAAAAUAUGCAACAAAUUCAGGAAGAAGUCCCAAUUUCUGCUUCUUCUGAAAUACCACCUGAGGAACUGCAAAUCAAUCCAGAGCUUAGGCUCUCUAUGCUAGAGAAAGAAGACCCUCUACUUUCUUCAACCAAACAAGCAUCAAAAGCAUUGGAACCCCCUUUUUCAUGUAAAAACACGACAAUCCAGUCCCCUGAACAUCAGUCAUCUCCGCCCAGGCUGCCCAGUGUGAGUGAAAGUCCAGUUCAAGAGAAAAAAGCUGUGCCACAAUUAUCAGUAUUCCCAGAACCAACUGUCGUCAUAGAGGUACCUGAAAUUGGAAAUCCUGAGGCUGAACAGACAGCAUCUUCACAUGUUGCUGCCAAACCCUGUGCCUCUUCCAGUGCUGGCCAACCUUCUGUAUACUGUGGGCGUUAUAGCAAGAAACUUGAAUUCCCAGAGACUAAACAACAGCACACUGCUGAGAAACAUGAUUUGAAAGCAGCUCUGUUCACGGAAGCCCUCAGUAGUUCUAUCCUGAAACUUGAAGACAGCAAACCAACUGAGCCCCCUCCAGAAAUAACUGCAACUGCUUCAACAAUGGAAGCAGUGCCUUUACCAGAGAUACCCAAAACAGAAAACCUUCGGCUUCAGCAAAAUAUAAAAGAACACAAGCAGGAGCCUAAUAAUGCCUUUGUAUCAGGCAAAGCAUCGCCUGAGACAUCUAAUAAUGCCAAAAGUCUUAAGCAGAUCAAACAUCACCAUUCUCAAGAGAAGUCAUCCUCCUUAUUAUUAUCAGAAACUACUUCAAAAAGCAAACACCACAGGUCUCAUCAAACAAACCACCAACAUAGAUUGGAAGAACCACAUUCUUCAAAACAAGUGGAGCCCAACAAGUCUCCAGAGAUACAGAGAACAGACUGCAGGGACCCAGAGAUCUCCAAACGGAAGACAGGAGAGCAGCACACAGGGAUAUGUAAAGAAAAGAGGGCCAGAAUUGAAGAUAAAGAGCCCCAGAGUACUGCACAGUCCAGCGCCCCACCACCUGAAAAAGAAGUGCCACCAAAAGAGGAGCUAAGAGUCCCACCCCUCAAGAUCCAACUCUCCAAAGUUGGUCUGCCUUUUAUCAUCAAGACGCAGCCAGUUUCCAAGCCUGAACCCAAGGUUUCGUCCACCUCUGGUCCAAGUACAGGAAGGAACACAGGAGCCAGGACUCUGGCAGACAUCAAGGCCAGAGCACAGCAAGCCAGGGCUCAGAGGGAGGCUGCAGCUGCUGCCGCUGUGGCAGCAGCUGCACGGAUAACAUCUGGAGAUGGUGGAGCUCCUUCUGAAGGGAUUAAGACCAGAACACUUGCACAUAUCAAAGAGCAAACCAAGGCAAAACUGUUUGCCAAACAUCAAGCCAGAGCUCAUUCGCACCAGGCUGUUAAAGGGGCCAAGCUUCAUAGUUCAAAGGAGGACAAGUGUUCCUCAGAUUCACAGGCGGCUGUGCAAUCUAAGAGUGAUGGUCCAACUGGUGUUAUUAUUGCUAAUCCCAAUCGUAGGCCGCUCGAGAAAGGCUUUGCACUGAGUUCAGGGUCUUGUCCUACCUUUAAGACUUCAGAAAACAGAAUUGCAAAGUCUGGGGGCAAUAUGUCUGUGCCAAAUGCUGCUCCACAUAGUAUCCCGGGACCACAGCCCUCCUGUAAAUUGCCCCAGACUGGUAGGACUAACACUAUGCCAAGUGUAGAGAAUAACCAUGCCAAUCCAAAUGCAGUUUUCAACUCAGCAGUGCCAGUCUCUGUCCAUGGUUUUUCUAUUUCUCUUGACAACCCUUCUGUUCUAAUGGCUGUCGGUAGACCCAACCACCAGAAUUCUUUUUUCCAAGUAUCUCCGUCCAAACCCGGUGCCAAAGUCACUAUUUCUGGCUCAACCCAUAGAGCCGUUGUGCCAAAGUAUAAUGAUGACAGUGCUGCACCAGUCUCGGCAGAGGUGCCAGCCAUGCCAUGUCCGUUGAACAAUGCAUCCCCAAAUCACCCCAUUAAUGGAGGGUUAAGGUAUGCGGGUCAGACAACCCCCCAAGUGUCUUGUGUCAGUUCUGCACUGCCUACCUCCAAAGGCAGUACAUUCCAAGACAACACAGUAUCCGAGAGAAACUGCCCCCCCAGAAGCAGCACUCCAUUUUUAUUUGAAAGACCAAGUGUGCCCUUUCCGUCUGACUAUCAUGCAUUAAGCAAUGCUGACAGAAGGGAGAUCCAACACUACAGACAAAAAGCUGGCAUGUCAAAAUAUAUUACAGACAGAGGCCAUGUCAACAAGAGCCCAAUUAAGAACAACCCAAUGCCGACAACUCAGAAUGUUGUGAAUGAAACGGGAACAUGGGGGAAGUGUAGACAGUUGCCACUGACAGACUCUGCCAGUAACAAAGCUAUUCCAUGUAAGGUUAUAGUGGAUCACAGCUCUGGAUCACAUUCAAGCACUCCAGCUGCAAACUUGGUUGAUGCUCGACAAAACCUACCAAAUAAAGGGGUGAAAACGGAAACUGUUCUGCGAUUGCAAGAGUCAAUAAUGAGCAGGUCUGAACCUUUCCGCCAAAAAACAGAACAGAAUUCAAUUUUUAAUGAUGCCUCCCAAACGAACAGUAAGAAACUGCAGGUGACUCAUAACGCUCUGCAUGGCUCGCCUGUACUUCGGCAGAACAGACAAAAGGGAGUUAGACUUUCUGAGCAGAGUGCUGCCAAUCUUAUAUACAGUUCCUUAUUGUACAAACAUGUUGAAAAAGAAGUAAUCAAUGAUCAAAGCAGUGAACCUAAAAGCUGGCUGAAAGAGAAAGAUGACUGCAUGGACACAAUGAUAAUACAUCAACAUUUAAGUGAUGUCAAAGAGAAAAAAGGCAAAAUUAUUUCAAGCACUGAAGGAAUGAUCACCUCUCCAAAUUGCUCACAUUUUUCAGAAACCAUCAUCAAAUCUGAACCCAGUGAUAUGGACACUGAGGACUUGAAAGAAGCGGUGAAUUUGCAUCAUGGAACUCAUUUACUAGAUGAGAGGACAGUCAAGACCUCUGUAGCUGCCACUGAUAUAGCUGAGGACUGUGUGUCAUUGAACACAGAAAACCAUAGAAAAGGUUACCUUGCUGUAAGCUCUAGCUGUCGCCUGUCAUCAGUGGAGGCCAAUAACCCUCUAGUGACUCAGCUACUGCAAGGGAAUUUGCCUCUGGAGAAAGUGCUGCCCCAGCCCCGGUCAGGGGCCAGACUGGAGAUAAACAGACUGCCUCUGCCUUUGCAAAAUACCUCAGUAUGCAAAACAGCUGCAGCUGAGAGAAAUGUCACGGAAAAUGUUCAGAGCUGUCUCAGCCCAGAUGGCAAAGGACUUGCUCCAGGAAUAGAGGGGCCUGUCCACAUCAGAAAGCGUGAUAUCUAUCCCAACAAAAGGGUGGCCAAGUCUGCAGGGGAACUUGCUUACAUUAAAUGUGAGCAGGGCAAUCAAAUGACUGAGGCAGAGAGUAAAAGUGCUUCCUGCACACUCAGUACUCAUUUAAAUCAAUUGGGCCCAAGGCAGCCGUUUGUACAGGAGUGGGUAAAAAAAAGUCUGAUGCACGGCAGAAUUACUCCCAGCCCAGAAAUCAAACAGCAGAAGAGACCGCUUCCCGCAUGCAUCUUUCAGAAAGAUUCAUUGGGUGUUGAUAAAAAUGGCAGCUUUCCUUCUGAAGCCAGUGACUCUCAAAGGCUUUUUUAUCCUCUCCGGGCUGAUGUCAGAGACACCAACCCUCCAACAGCAUUGCUGCAAGCCAACAUGAAAGCCACAUCUGGCUGCACAACUCCAAAUACAUUAGCAUUCAACAGGAAUCAGGAACAAAAAGGUCUAGGAGGAGUCAAUAUUUCUGUGGCAACAGAUCAAUUGAGAAAAGGAAGUGUUUUUUCACCCAAUCUUCAAAUUAAGCAGGCUGAUGACAUUCACAGUGUCUCACAGGCUGCCCAGAACACAUCUUUAUUGCAUCCACCUAAUGGAGAAGUCCCGUCUGAUCAAAAGCAAACAGAUGUUGCCAUGGAGACCAAGAAACUUAGUUGGCUUCCUUCAGCAAACAUCUGUAGCAAUAUAAAAGUGGAGCCGAUUUCUUUUAACGAGGGGUUAGGAAACAACUGUGAAAUGACUAUUAAGCAGACAUCCUAUCGGCAGAAUGAAGCAAAGGAACACAUGCAGGGUUUUCAGCUCAAAAGCCCAGAGUUUCCUUCCUACAUGGCCCCAACGCCACGCAAGUCUUUUGCCCAGUUAAAAACUCCACAAGCACCUCAGUCCCAGCAGGUGUAUGGAAAGUACUCCAAAGUACAUUUUGGUAACACUAAUUUCAACAGAACUGCCUCUGUUAUUGAGAAAUCCAUUGGAAACUUUCUGGGCAACAGUGCAAGCACUGGUAGUGGCUUGUCGAAUCAGAGUGCCUCUGUUUCGGGUCAGAUAUUUGCUGAUGGCAGCAGUGUCGAUGAACUGGAGCUGAAAUGCUCGUGCAGGCUUAAAGCCAUGAUUGUGUGCAAAGGCUGUGGAGCUUUCUGCCAUGAUGACUGCAUAGGCCCAUCAAAACUAUGCGUUGCUUGUUUAGUAGUGCGGUAGACAGUUAUUUAAAAAGCAAGCAAGCGUAUGACACUAUUUAUAUUGAUAACACUUUGAGAACUACAGUUGCAUUCCUGCACCAUUUAAAAUAUAAGAACAAAGAUUACAUUUUUAAUUUAUUUGUUUUAAAACGUGUUUGUGUCAACUUCAUUGCAACACUGUACUACAAUGUUUACAUGAAAACAAAGGAAUGUGAAUUUUAAGCUAUUCUAUAAACAAGGUUCAUGAUUUGUAAGUAUAGCACUGUUUUAAAACUUCAUUAAAAAUAUGCACUACCAUAACUCACAUCGAAUUUAGCGAGGCCGGAAAUACAAAAACAUGUCAGUAAAUCGAAAAUACUGUAAGGAAAUCCUAUUAUUUCGUUAUUAUGAUCUGUUUACCCCCAAGUCUAUGAUUAUAACAUUUGAUUUACACAAUUAGACUGUUUUAAUAAAAAGGUUGCAUGGCAAUUAGGUUUCUUAACAGAACAGCAUUUAUGAAAUACACAGAACUUUGUGAAAAGCCUUGAAUGUGAGUUAUUAUAUAUUAAUUGAAUGUGAAAACAUUUGCAACAUUGGGAUGAGGGAUUGUUCCUUUCACAGUGCAGCUGCAAUAAAAAUAAUAAUAAUAAUAAUAAUAAUAACAGCAUUUAGACAUUACCAACCAGUUUAACCCAAGGAUUCCCUGCAGAACUAUGGGAAAACACUUUGGUCUAAUACAUGUUUAUAAAUUAUUUAUUUAUUAAAUAUAUGAUUAAAUGGUUUUACAGUUACAUGUGUGAUUAUCACAGUUACAUAUUGUAGACUUUGUACAAUAUUGAUGAACUUCAUUGGCGAACAAUUAAGGAUAUAUCAGUGUAUGCCAUGCUUGAACCCAUGCCCGAUUCUGUUUUGGAGAAUAGAAUGUUGGGGCUGUGUCGUGCCAAGUGUCAUCUAACACAGACUUAAUCUGUAUCACUAUCUGGCAUAAAACGUCCAUUUGAAAGAAAAAAGAGAGUUCAGUUUAAGUGACCAUUAGCAAAGCAAAAUAAUAUUUACUUAUCAUAAAUGUAUUGAGCUCCUUUAUUGAAGUAGUGAUGAUCAAGAUACCUGUAAGGUAGUCAACAGUGUCUGUAAUAUACAUAUAACCAUGCUGUAUUAAAAAAAAAUGCAAAAUACAUUUUUACCAGUUACCAAUGCUCUUAAAUACUGGGUCAAUUACAUGAUUUUAUAGUGUUAUUAUUACGUGUUUUGUUUUAUAACAGAAACAGUUACUGCUCAGUGUUUUAAACUAUGUUUAAUUGUCAGUAUUUUAAAUGUUUACAUACAUCUCAAAUUUGCCAUUGUAUGCCUUUUUCAGAGAAGCGCUCUUAAAUUACAGCUGACGUCAGAUGUAUUGGUGUGAAAUUAACCUGUGUUUAACAGUAUGUGAGGAACGUUGAUUUUAGUAGAGAAACUUUUGAAACAACAACCAGUCACUAGUAUACCUAGGCAAAGCCUUCUUCAUAUUCUACCAAAGAAGAAAAGCUCCAUCAAGUGGCACAGACUCACAAAUGUAAAGUAUAUAUAUAAUAACCCUACCAGGAGCAGGCAGUCAGUCAGUCAGUCAAAGGCUUGUUAUUGUUUAAAAUGCAUUAUCCUUGAUUUACUAUUAAAAUGACUUUGCAGAUAAAACUAAAGAGGAUAAAUGUUGUAGUCAUUAGAAUUCAGGGAUACUGUGGUUAACAGUGCUGUAUUUUACAUUUGUGUUAAGAAAAAUGUCUGAUCUUAAUGUAUAAAAUAAAAAAAUACAAAUAAUAUGUGCUAAUCUGUGUUAUCUCUAGAUACCCCUAGUUUAAGUAGGAAAGUUAAGUAUUAUGUCUCUGUGUGAUGGCAUAUUUUAACAAUAUUUGAGAGAGACGUCCACAGUGGUGUCCAAUUAUCUUACAUAAAACAGAAUUCAACUAGCUUUCAGAACUAAAGAACCAUUAUGAAAAGAGGGUUUAUUUUUUCCUGCACAUAACAGUAACUA